AUGCGUUUCUCUAUUCUUGCAGGUCAUCUUCUCUUCGGCGUUAAUCUGGUUUCUGCCACAGCCAUUGAACGUACGACUAGUGAACUAGUUAACAGCACCGCUUGCUCCAAUGUCCACAUCCUUAUUGCACGUGGAACCACCGAGUCGUAUCCUGGUUCUUUGAGCACUCUCGCAGAGUUGAUCACUGCCAAUAACAAAGAUACAACCUACGAAAAUCUUGUCUAUCCUGCCACUGAUGAAACCUCAACCGAUAGCUACCACAUUGGCAAGACAGUGGUGCGCAAGCAGCUUACUUCUUUCGUUGAGCGAUGUGGUCACAGCGAUUCGAAGCUUGUCGUGCUUGCCUAUUCCCAGGGGGCGAUGGUCAUUGCUGACACUCUCGCCGGUGGUGGAGGCGACUCGACUUUGGGUAAUAUGACUGACCCGAUUAGCUUUGACAUUGGCAAGCACAGUAAGAUUGCCAAGUUCUACGCCCACGGUCGUGGAGCUAACCGCUCUGACGCAGUCGAUGCUCUUGUGCUCUAUGGCGAUCCACGCCACGCGCCCUACCAGCCGUACAACCAAGGCUUGAACACAUUCAACGUAACCGGAAAAUACCCUCGCGCAGAAUUCCAGGUACAACACUUGACCGACAACUACGGCCACAUGAUUCAUGACUUUUGCAAUGUCGGUGACCCCGUCUGUGCUAGUGGAUCCAACAUCACGGCUCAUAUGGUAUACCCUGACAUUUGGGACCAAACUGCUGCCAACUGGGUUCAGUCUGUACUUGAAAAGGCACGUUGA
Molecule: messenger RNA, 783 nt
Organism: Penicillium canariense
Lineage: Eukaryota; Fungi; Ascomycota; Eurotiomycetes; Eurotiales; Aspergillaceae
Exons: 3
Coding region: 1-783 (260 amino acids)
Molecular function (GO): hydrolase activity
Source: RefSeq, a predicted model, not a curated record